Molecule: messenger RNA, 2511 nt
Organism: Pungitius pungitius (ninespine stickleback)
Lineage: Eukaryota; Metazoa; Chordata; Actinopteri; Perciformes; Gasterosteidae
Gene: tefa
Product: TEF transcription factor, PAR bZIP family member a
Exons: 5
Coding region: 262-1215 (317 amino acids)
Biological process (GO): regulation of transcription by RNA polymerase II
Cellular component (GO): nucleus
Molecular function (GO): RNA polymerase II cis-regulatory region sequence-specific DNA binding; DNA-binding transcription factor activity, RNA polymerase II-specific
Source: RefSeq, a predicted model, not a curated record
UUUUUUGGUAAGGGAAGUACAGAUUGUUCCGAACACCAAACCGCAAAUCGACCUACUUUUCCGGAGCAAGUGUUCCGCGUACCGGUUAAUGGAGCCGCUGGGGAUGUAACGUAAAGACCGUCGUCGUUUCACGUGAAAACCGUUGGUUAAAACAGCUCAAUAUCCAACGUUAGUGUUAUCGAGCAACUGCUCGGCUCGCUUUGCUUUUUCUUUUUUUAAAGCCAGUUAAGUUACUUCUCGGAUAACAACACGGCAGGAAAAAUGUCAGCGGAGCCGGUUGUCAUCACACUGCAAACGGCGGCGGGGGCCCACAGCUCCUUCCCCCGGGUUUUGAAGAAGGUCAUGGAAAUGCCGCCACCGAACAUUCUGGACUGCGACGACGACACCGACAAGGAAAAGCUGUUUCUGGAAGAUAACAUUGAACUGGGCGGGGCAGGCAGCGAUAUGGGUCCAUCAGCUGCCCUGACCCCUGCCAUCUGGGAGAAAACCAUUCCUUAUGAUGGCGAAAACUUCCACCUGGAGUACAUGGACCUCGAGGAGUUCCUCACGGAGAAUGGCAUCCCCACCCUGCCAGACGUGGGCUCCCUAAAGAGCAGCGCCCAAGGAGACCCCGUUAAGACGGAGAAAGCAAAGGCACCGGUGAAGGUCGCCGAGCCCGCCAGCGUGUCCCCACUGGGGCUGCUACCCAUCCGGGAUCUGGACAAUGUUGGGGAAGUGAAUCUGAGUGAAUCUGAUAUCCUCUGCGACACUACUGCAGAGGUGACCAUCGAAGACGGCAGAGAGACCCCCGAGCCCAUUGACCCCGACGAGAUUGAGGUCGACAUCAACUACGAGCCGGAUCCCACCGACCUGGUCCUGUCGAGCGUGCCCGGAGGCGAGCUGUUUAACCCUCGCAAGCACAAGUUCUCUGAAGAUGAGCUCAAGCCUCAGCCAAUGAUCAAGAAGGCCAAGAAAGUGUUUGUGCCCGAGGAACAGAAGGACGACAAGUACUGGAACAGAAGGAAGAAGAACAACGUGGCCGCCAAACGCUCCCGCGACGCGCGGCGCCUGAAGGAGAACCAGAUCACCGUCAGAGCGGCGUUCCUGGAGCGCGAGAACGCGGCGCUGCGAAGCGAAGUGGGCGAGCUGCGGAAGGACUGCGGCCGCUACAAGAACACGGCGGCCCGCUAUGAAGCCAAAUUCGGACCCCUUGCGGUGCUGGAAGAAGACCAAUAGAGGGCAGUUGAUUUAUUUUAAAUGAAUCACAUUUUUGGAAUGAAUGAAUGAAUAGAUGAAUCCAACUAGAAUCGAUCAGGUGAAGAGGAGGAGCAUUGGCUGGUGUUGCCAAGGAGAUGCAGAUGAUGGAUUUACUAUUCAUGUGAAUGAGAGGAUGUUCAAGUGCUUCUUCAGUACAUCACUUUGAUGUGUACUUUUACCAUGUUUUGUAUGCCUUUGGCCCAAAAAUAUGCUUCAUGUUUUUUUUAAAUGAUGGCUGACUCUUAAGUAGCAAUUGCAAUAGUUUAGACCAGAUGAGUCAGCAUUAAGGUUGUAGAAACAAUACUUGCCGGUUGCUUCCAAUUCUUUACACAUUUGAUUUAAUUCUGAAGCCCGUUGACUGUUUUUAUUUUCAAAUGUUGUAUUAUGUGAAGCGCUGGGCUUUUCUUGGCCCACAAACAAACUUCUCAACUGCAACAUUUCCAAUAAUUUCAACUUCUUCAGGGAAUCAUGGUGGCGUGACAACAACAACAAAAAAAGCGAGCUUGCGGCCGUGUCUUCUCCACCUUUUUAUAAAGGACUCGUCAGCAGAAGCUCGGACGCACUCUCGCUGUCCCUCUUGUCACGUCGGAGGUCAGUGACCUUUCAAACGUGUCGUGGGAACAAUCCACCGACACGUGAACUGUAAAUAAACGUAGCCUAAUAUUCUACUUUCACGUUACACAGCAUUCAGUACCAUGUCUGCUAAAAAGUGGUUUUUAGCCACUCUUCAGACAACUUUUCUUUCUUGCGUGUGACCUGUUUAGUUUUGUCUGUUUUCGUUCAUUUAGUUUUGUUCCUCGGGCGCGUCAGAGGACGUCAGGAACUCUUCAGCUCGCCGUGUUGUACAGAUUUUACAAUUAAUAAAAACAAAGAUAUUUUGUUCUUUUGCAGGUUGGCUUCCAACCAAAAACAAAUCAAAUAUUGUGUUCCCAGAGGUUUCCAGGUGUGAAUAAUAAAAUAUAAACCACUAAAGUUUUUUUUCCCCCCAAUAGUACAACCUCCACAAUCUUUUACUUGUUAGUACGUCAUGUUUUGUUAAAAUUACCAGGUGAAGAGAAAUUUCUCAAAACGUCAAGACCGUCACAUUUAUCCAGCAUCAGUCUGUGAAAACGAGUCCUUUUCUCCAGUGCUACAUUUUCCUGCUUUAAUAACUACAUCUGCCUUCCAUCUGGAAAAAGGGCGAUUUGUUAACUUUUUGUGGAGGGGCAUUUUAAGUGACUACCUUUUGUGUCUUGUGUAUAUAUUGUAUGUAUAAAUAAAGCCUUUAAGUGUUAA